Ficedula albicollis (Collared flycatcher) is the source of this 2051-nucleotide messenger RNA. RefSeq names its product ankyrin repeat, SAM and basic leucine zipper domain containing 1 (gene ASZ1). Gene Ontology annotation, molecular function: protein binding. NCBI's taxonomy places the organism in Eukaryota, Metazoa, Chordata, Aves, Passeriformes, Muscicapidae. The record is from RefSeq and is a predicted model, not a curated record. Gene Ontology annotation, biological process: piRNA processing. The transcript is spliced from 14 exons. Bases 1 to 1389 code for a protein of 462 amino acids. Gene Ontology annotation, cellular component: pi-body.
AUGAAGCCCGGCGGCGACGAGGGCAGCGACAGCGACGAUGGCGACUGGGACAUUGGCGUCGUGCGGCAGGAGCCGCAGCAGUUGGAUCAAAUGUUGCAGGCGGACAAGCAUGAGGCAUUAAAGAAGGCUCUGUUUCGUGGUGAUGUGUCAUUAAUUGAAGAACUCUUAAACUCGGGUAUCAGCAUAGAAACUAGCUUUCAGUUUGGAUGGACUCCCCUGAUGUGUGCAGCCAGUGUGGCUAACUUUGCAGUGGUACGUCUUCUUCUGGACAGAGGUGCUAAUGCAUGUUUUGAAAUAGAUAAAUACACUGUGUUGAUGGCAGCAUGUACUGCACAAGCUUCAGAGGAGAACAUCUUGAACACUGUCGAACUGCUUCUGUCAAGGAAUGCUGACCCUAACCUUGCUUGCAGGAAACAAAUGACUGCACUGAUGUAUGCAGCUAGAAAAGGCUAUCCUCGGGUUGUUGCUUUUCUUGUUGCUCAUGGAUCACACAUAAAUGCCCAAGAUGAAAAUGGAUAUACAGCGUUAAUAUGGGCAGCACAGCAUGGACAUAAAAGUGUAAUUUUGAAGUUGCUUGAACUAGGAGCUGACAAAAAUCUACAGACCAAGGAUGAGAAAACAGCAGCAGAGCUAGCAAAAAUCAAUAAACAUUUAGAGAUAUUUAGUUUGCUCUCUUUGGCUGCAAAUCACUUGCAAGGGAGAUACCAUAAAACAGCUGAGCAAGAGGCUAUCUGCAAAUUUCUGACAGCUGUCUCUGACUACAGUGUUGGUUCCUGUUCAACUUUUCAUGACAUGGAAGUAUUUUUACAUGGUCUUGGUCUAGAACACAUUAGAGAAUUAUUGAAGGAACAAGAUAUACCUUUAAGACAACUUCUGACCAUGCAAAAAGAUGACUUAAUACAGAUUGGCAUUACAAAUCCUGGAGAUCAGCAGAAACUCCUAGAUGCUAUUAACGAUCUGCAAGUGGAAGAAAAAAAAUUUGAAGAUGUCUCUGAACUUAUGAAGCUGGAAUUGAGUGAAGAUGAAUUGCUCAGGUUUCUUCAGAAGUUGAAUAAAGAGUGUGGUAAGCUGAUCAUUCCUGUGCAGACCAUGAAUAACCAUUUCCUCAAAAAUUCUCACAAGAUGGUACUGCAGUGGGCACCGACUGAAUGUUAUAUUGAAGUCUGCAAAGACGUGAUUUGCAGUGUUAAAAAGUUGGAGGAAGAAGUUGGCAAACUGAAGGACCUCGUGGUGGAGUAUGAAGAGAAGACUAAACCAAACCAAGUGAAACUUCCACGAAAAGCAGCCACCUUGGAAAAAAGAUUAGCAAAAAUGGGAGUGGUAACAUUGCUUGGAUUUGGAUUUUUCUUAUUUGUAAUUAAAUUAGUAGCAAAGAGAACUCGAAUUUAAGUUUAGUGCUGUUUCUCAUUAUAUCUGCAAGUAUUUGUAUCUAGUAUGUACUUUGAUCUAAAAGUUAUUAAAAAUUAAAACUGUUAUUUAAGAGUAUCUUAGGGUUUUGUUUUGAAAUUCAUUGUUGAUAUAGAAUGUAGGUCUAAAAUCUUGUCAAAGCUGCUUUUCUGUUUUUGACAUAAAACUAUGAUUAUUUCUUAUUAAUUACUAGUUUUGGUUUUUUACUUUUACCUGUUCAGAGGUGAACAUAAGCAAAUUCUGAUUAUAUAUCACGUGUUUGUAUUUUAAAUUAUAGUGCAGAUGUGUUUUGGGGGUUGGGAGGGUAUAAAAUAUUUCAAGUAUCACUUUCAAUUUUAUGUUGAUAAAAAUCUUUUCUCUUGCAGAGAGAUACGUGUGUUGUUUUUUUUUUUUCUUUUCAUAAUCAAGAGAACUGUGGAGAUCUUGUUACAUAUUGCCCAAAAAGCCAUUUUCCACUGAACUAUGAUACUUAAAUUAUGCCUUAAAAAUCUGCUUCCUUAGGGAUACUCACCUCUAUUAAGUGUAUCAUCACAUCUAUUAAAGGAUUAUAGUAGUCCUUUGCUACAAGACUGCAGACAACUUAGAAGGCAUAGCAGCUUGGUUUUUCUUGGUCUGGUCUUUUACUACAAAUUUUUUCUUAAUAU